AUGCGCUUCUCUCGAAAGUUCAAGGCUUCCUCGUAUUGUCUGCCGAGCCCAAAUGGCCGGCUUGUGGCGACGCUGCUUCCCACCGGAAUACACAUUCAAGCUGUGGACCGUCUCGAGGGGUUCGCCGACGUAGUAGAGCUUCCAACAGACCUGUCUGUCUCGGCCAUCGUCAGCUUCCAAUGGUCGCCGACUUCACAGCGUGUCCUGGUGGCUACAACAGACCAGAUUCUGGUGGCGGCUGUCCUGGCCUCGACCGGUGGUGAAGAAAAGCCAUUCCGUGCUGUGAUUCGCAACCCGUCACUGCCCGUCGUUGCCAAGCCCGCCUUCGUCGGCUUUGGUCCUUCCGAUGACCAAGUGUGCCUCUGUUCUGCUUAUGGUGUAAAGUUUGCCGUGUUCAGCUUGCUGACGGGCAAGACGGUCGAGAUCUUGAACCCGAAGCUCUUUAGUUCAGUUUCGGUUUGCCGUCGUGGAUUUUCGUUCCGGCCAGACAGCAACCACCUCUCCCUCCUGACACGCACUGCAGGCAAAGACUGGGUCAGUGUGCACGAUCCGGCAGUGUCAACUCCCAUUGCAUCAUGGGCCCCCGACACUAUUGAUGCUCAGGGCCUUGUCUGGAGUCCGGACGGCCACUGGCUGACAGUGUGGGAGUCGCCCGCAUACGGCCGCAAAGUUCUGUUCUAUACACCUGACGGCCAUCUUUUCAAAACCUGGACCGGUGUUCCUCAUGCCGCAGCCACUCGACAAUCAAACGGUGACGGCGAUGGAGGAUAUGGCGAUUUUGAGACGCACAUCGAUACACAUAUUGCCGACGAGCUACUUGUAUCAGGUGUCAGGCUGGUGCAGUAUUCAGCAGACGCUCGUAUCUUGGCCUUCGACUGA
Sporothrix brasiliensis 5110 is the source of this 879-nucleotide messenger RNA. RefSeq lists its product as uncharacterized. The transcript is spliced from 3 exons. The coding region runs from base 1 to 879 and encodes 292 amino acids. Gene Ontology annotation, biological process: mitotic sister chromatid segregation; microtubule anchoring at mitotic spindle pole body; protein localization to mitotic spindle pole body. Gene Ontology annotation, cellular component: mitotic spindle; MWP complex; microtubule organizing center. The record is from RefSeq and is a predicted model, not a curated record. Gene Ontology annotation, molecular function: protein binding. NCBI's taxonomy places the organism in Eukaryota, Fungi, Ascomycota, Sordariomycetes, Ophiostomatales, Ophiostomataceae.